AUAUGGUGCCCGUUCGCGGUUCACGCUUGCAGUUUCGAUCAACUACAAAAGUUUUUAGGAGGAUUACAAGGAACUUAUUGAAAAUGGGACCUCUCGAAAGUGCUAAAAAAGUCGCGGCUUAUAAAGCCGUCGAUGAAUAUGUAAAGGAUAAUAGCGUUAUCGGAAUCGGUAGUGGGUCUACUAUUAUCUAUGCUGUCCUUCGACUGGUCGAACGUGUGAAGGAAGAGAAUCUUAACAUUAUUUGUAUUCCAACCUCGUUUCAGGCUCGUCAGUUGAUAUUAAAUAAUCACCUUACGUUGGGCGAUUUAGAAACCUAUCCCAAAUUGGAUUGCGCAAUCGAUGGAGCGGAUGAAGUCGAUUCUGAGAUGAAUCUUAUCAAAGGUGGAGGAGGAUGUUUGCUUCAAGAAAAAAUUGUUGCUUCUUGCACAGAUCAAUUUGUUAUAAUAGCUGAUUAUACGAAGAAUUCUCAGAAACUUGGAGAGCAUUACAAAAAAGGUAUUCCAGUCGAAGUAGUUCCUAUGGCGUACGUUGCCAUUCAAAGGAGAAUCGAAAGUACUUAUGGGGGAACUGUAAAAGUUAGAAUGGCUUUAGCUAAGGCUGGUCCAGUUAUAACGGAUAAUGGUAAUUUUAUUCUGGACUGGGAUUUUCCAGAAAAUUUGAGUAAUUGGAAAAAUAUUAAUACCGAAAUAUCAAUGAUGCCUGGAGUCGUCGAAACAGGCCUCUUUAUAAACAUGGUUAAAAAAGCAUUCUUUGGUAUGCCCGAUGGCAGCAUUAAAGAACAAUUUUAAGGUCUUUUGAUAACAUUGAUUUAAAUGUUAGGGAUAAGUUUUACGAUAUGCGUGUAUUGACUCAAAUUUAUUUUCAUAAUGUGCGACAAAAGGAAUAUUUGUCCUACCUCAGAAGUGAUAUUACAUAUUUAUAUUUAUUUGUCAUUCAUACUUAUUUUCAUUGUUCUCAUAGUUUUGUACAUAUCGUGAUUUUGCAUUACUCUUCCUACAAAUGGAAUUCCAAGGAGAUUGUGCUAUACAGACUGAAAUAUUUUCUGUACUUGGUUUUAGAUAUUUAUGUAGUCAUUUAUGGAAAAGCGGUAUAUACUUAUUAUCCAAUUGUUUUGUCUUAAGUAUGCUGUGGAACGUGAUCAAAUAAUUAUGUA
Colletes gigas is the source of this 1153-nucleotide messenger RNA. RefSeq names its product ribose-5-phosphate isomerase (gene Rpi). NCBI's taxonomy places the organism in Eukaryota, Metazoa, Arthropoda, Insecta, Hymenoptera, Colletidae. The transcript is spliced from 6 exons. The coding region runs from base 3 to 788 and encodes 261 amino acids. Gene Ontology annotation, biological process: pentose-phosphate shunt, non-oxidative branch; D-ribose metabolic process. The record is from RefSeq and is a predicted model, not a curated record. Gene Ontology annotation, cellular component: intracellular membrane-bounded organelle. Gene Ontology annotation, molecular function: ribose-5-phosphate isomerase activity.